Molecule: messenger RNA, 1422 nt
Organism: Striga hermonthica
Lineage: Eukaryota; Viridiplantae; Streptophyta; Magnoliopsida; Lamiales; Orobanchaceae
Source: the annotation of a GenBank genome assembly
AUGUCGCGACCGACUCAAAGGGGUAAAGCAUCGGGCACUACUGGAUCCGUUGACAUUGACUUAAGUCGUGCAAGAACUUUUGGCCAUCAGAAACAUGGAUCAAGAACGAUUGAGUCAAGAGCCGCUAAGAGGAUCGCCAGCUUGACUCAGCAAGGUGAGGGGACGAGCAAGGGGCAGAACGUUCAAGAAGCGGACAUAACUGAUCUUCUUCACUCUGUGUCAACAAUGAUGGGUGAUAAAUCGCAGAUCCCAACUCGGCAGGAGUUAUUGAGCAUGGUUCGGAAGCACUCGAAAUUGAUUGGGAAAACUGUGUUGGAUGGUGAUGAGGAUGUAACGUUGGACGAUGUAGAAAUGGAUUCUGGCUUCUGGCGUGAUAUCAUUGACUUGUAUUUUUUCAACAGCAAGGAGUCAAGGGGACGUGAGGAUGAUGAUCUAAUAUUCUUUGUUAGAAAAAUGAGCGUGCAGUCACAGAGACCCAGUGAUGAUACGGAGGGCAACUCUCCCUACUUUGUACGCAGGUGGGCACCUAAGUUGGAUGACUUAAUUGGUGAAAAUUCAGUAAUCAUUGACUGGAGGCGCUCUUUUUAUUUGAAUUUGAUUGCUCACACCUCAUUCAGUGUGACUGUAGCAAUUUGCAGUCAUCAGGCCCUACAACAAUAUCAUGCGAGUCAAGAUAAAACCUUGCCUACUAUCUAUAAGGUAUUGAAAACUGUAUAUGCAUCUCCAAGUCGUGUUAAUUUUCAUUUGGACGCAAGAAAGGAAGUAGAAACAACACCUGCCUAUCCAGAUAUUUGUUUUGCUGUUGAUGACUUUGAUUCCACUUUUGAUGCAGUGGUUUUGACUGAUACAGACCACUGCUAUUGUGUUGUACUAAAUGCUCAAUCUGGGGCAGCAUUUCCUAAUGAAAGAAAAUCAGAGCAAACUAGUUCAGAUGUUCCUUCUUCAGAGAAUGUUACAAGUGCUGGCAAGUUUAAGAACUCUAAGAUUACGCUUUUUUCAGGGUUUGUCAGCUACCAAAUGGUUCGAGAAGCAUAUGAUGCUGGCAGAACUGGUUUUGGGAGCCUUCUCUCUCUUGGUCAUUCUUCUGGGAAAACUGACAGAAUUUACAUGAAAGGUCCUGGAGGACGCGGUGAAGUUGAAGUAGCUGUCUCCGGCGUUUUAGAUCAAAGCAAGAUGGAAUUAGGUCCCCAUUCACCGAUUCAAAUAUCGAAAAAAGGAAUUGGUAUCGGGAGUAUCGUGCGUACAGCAGCAUCUGUUGCAUCAUUAGCUGCAAAGCAAGCUUAUGCUGCAGCUGCUUCUUCAAAUCGACCUUCAGUGGAUGAGAUGCUGCCCCUCAAGUGCUGUUUAAUGUCCAUUUCACUACCCUGGGAAAACAUUGCCCAUGAUCUUUUAUUUAAGGGAAGUCCACCCGUGAGCUUAUAG